AUGACUACUAGUCUGGAUGUUGCGCAGAAGAGAACCCGAGAAAGUGCAUCCAAAGUACGGACUGGGUGUAGCACUUGCAAAGCGCGGCGAGUGAAAUGCGAUGAAGCAAAACCCAUAUGCCGACGCUGCGCCAUUGGAAGCCGAUUAUGUGUUUACAAUACUGUGCGUGCCACGCCUUCUCGAAACGUUAUCACGAUAUAUCUACCUCCUACACAAAGCCAACCGGUGCUCUAUUCCAAUUAUCGCGGCCUCGACUUCUUCCGUCAUAAUCUUGCCGCAGAGCUAGAUGGAAAAUUCGAUUCAAAGUUCUGGGGCAAGCUCGUAUUGCAACUAUCCCAUUCUGAGCCAGCAGUUCGACAUGCCGUUUCAGCCAUCAGCAUCAUUUAUCAAGACGUCGAAUCAUCUUUACGGCAUCCGACAGGCUGUGUCAAUGCCAACCUACGGGCACAUCAGGAAUGGAAUACAGCAGUGAGGAACCUAUCAGUUCGAAUUCAAGAGCAUCCCCAUUCCAAUUUGGUGCCAUUAGUUUGCUGCCUUCUGUUCACAUGUAUCGAGCUUCUUAGGGGCAAUAUCCAUUCUUCUUUGUUUCACGUUGAGAAUGGAUUCAACAUCCUCGCUGCGCUCCGUUAUAACAAUGAUGGAUCUCUGCAUGUUGGGUCUAGCAUUGCAUCUAACGAUCGUAAAGCCAUCGAAGACCAUAUCGUCCCGGUGUUCUUACGCCUAAAUGUGCUGUGUUCUCUCGCUGGAAGAAUGACUCCGCGAAUGUAUUCUUCUGCAUCUGAACAUGACACUCCUCAAAAAGACCUUACAGAUUCCAGACGACGGCUCUAUGAAGUCUCAGAUACCUGCCUCCGAUUCAUUGGAAAAGCCACUCUUAAGGCAGCUACGUUCCAAAUUGAUAUCGAUGACCUCGUUGAACAGGUUAAACUUCAAACAAGGCUAGACACAUGGCGCGAACAGCUAGAUGAACUUCUUCAACGAGUGCAGACUGUUGGCAGCCAAUCAAACCAGGAUGCGCUUAAUAUACUUUUGGUACACUUCAAAGUCAUUUACAUCUGGAUACGAGUAUGCACUACUGCUAGUGAAACUGCUCCAGACUCCUACCACAGCGACUUUGAAGAGCUGCUGCAUUACGCGGAACUCAUCGCCAAGCCAGGCACAGGACUAGUAACACCACAGCCACUAUCUUUCGAUGUGCAAAUCUUAGGACCUCUGUACUAUACUGCGCUGAAAUGCCGGCAUCCUAUCAUUCGAAGACGGGCGCUAGAAAUGCUGCGAUCGGCGCCUCGACGGGAAGGGCUCUGGAAUGGCCAUUACGCCUACGUAACUGCCAAACGAGUUAUUGAUCUUGAAGAAGAACAUCUCAAUGGGCAAGAGUUGCCAGAUGAGACUUCGAGAUUGCAUGGUCUUCCUCUGCCUGAUGAAGAGUCUCGAAUCUACAAUCUGGGAGAUGUAUCUUUGAACUAUAACACAUUUGGCCACGACAUCAUGCCCAGCCCGAUUUACCCAGGCACACUUGAAGCUAUAUUUAGGAAAAAGCCGUGGGGCUUGUCAGGAGAGUGGCAAACACACACGGAGUAUAUCAAAUUAUGA
Molecule: messenger RNA, 1593 nt
Organism: Trichoderma gamsii
Lineage: Eukaryota; Fungi; Ascomycota; Sordariomycetes; Hypocreales; Hypocreaceae
Exons: 1
Coding region: 1-1593 (530 amino acids)
Biological process (GO): regulation of DNA-templated transcription
Molecular function (GO): DNA-binding transcription factor activity, RNA polymerase II-specific; zinc ion binding
Source: RefSeq, a predicted model, not a curated record